This is a messenger RNA of Rotaria socialis, 4914 nucleotides long. The record is from the annotation of a GenBank genome assembly. Lineage: Eukaryota; Metazoa; Rotifera; Eurotatoria; Philodinida; Philodinidae.
AUGAAUAUGAAUACGAAUAAUCUUAAUACUCCAUUAUCUAAUCGAUCGGAUGGCACCGAUUCCGGAUCGAUUAUGUCUUCGAUUUAUCCUUCGACGCCAGCAGGUACACCAAAUAAUUAUCUCUCAAAUCGCUCAUUUAUACCGCAAACGCCCGCAUCUAUUAACGCUGAAAUGGAUCCAUCAAAUACGCCGUCAAGUGUAACGUCUAUACAAACCAAUGAUCAACGACGAAAUAUUGUUCAGCAACUUGCACUUCUACUUCACGCCCAUAAAUGUCUUCAACGCGAACGACAAGCCCAAACAUGUAAUGGAGAUAAUCACGGAAUGCCUCCUACAACAGCGUCACUAAAUCCUUGUACAUUACCACAUUGUGCUACGAUGAGAAAUGUACUUCAACAUAUGACGAAAUGUGCUGAUUUUAAAAAUUGUUCUUUUCAUCAUUGUGUUCAAUCACGCCAUAUCAUUCUUCAUUGGAAGAAUUGUACUACGCCUAAUUGUAAUAUAUGUGGUUCAUUGAAGAAGCCAUCAGCACUUCGACCACAAAAUUCCAUACCAAAAGAAUGGCAACAACAAUUACAACCCGAUCAUCGCAAUCAUUUAGUCAAGAAAAUAGUCUCAGCAUUGUUAAAUACCGUUCAACAGGAUGGUCGCUCAUUGCCACCGGAUCGUUUAGCUGCAGUAACAUCUUAUGCUCAACAAACCGAAGCUGAAACAUUUAAUACAGCUAUAAGUCACGAAGAUUAUUUUCAUCGAUUGGCUGAACGUAUUUAUAAAAUUCAAAAAGAUUAUGAAGAAAAACAAAUGUCGAAAAAACAACAGAUUCUAACCACAACAUUGACAUCAAUCGAUAAGUCAGCUGGCGAACAAGGCCCGCCAAAUCGUAUCGCACCUCAAUCCGAUUAUCCAUCGUCAUUUUUACCUUCGACAACAACACAGAUUAAAUCAGAAAAUCAAACACCCAAUCCAAUGCAAUCCGUAUCGUUCGAUACACAUCGCACUUCAACGGAUAGUCUUAGCCGAAUGACAAUUCAAAAUACAAACUCAAAUAUUAUUUCGCAUUCAGAUACCAAUGGAAAUCAGUCGGAUUCAAAACUUAUGAAAACAGAACAACUAUCACCAAAUCAUGAUACGAAAAUUCAAACAAUGACAAUUAUAAAGAAAGAAGAAACGAUAACAACAAGCGAAACAUCAAUAAACGGAAAUAAUGUCACCACCACAACUGUUGAAUUAAUCAAAACAGAAAAAAUCGAUAUUGAAUCAACAAAAACAAAUCGUCUACCGUCAAUCGAUUCAACAAGUAAAUCAUUACCAAAAUGCCCCGCAGUUUUUUCCGUGGACGAUAUUCGAGAACGAAUGACACCUAUACUUCGCCAUUUAUCGGCUCACGAAGAAGGCUCAUGGUUUCGUCAGCCAGUGACAGAACAGAUCGCAUCGGGCUAUUUUGAUAUAAUCAAAUAUCCCAUGGAUUUUUCUACCAUGUUUAAAAAACUCGACGAAAAUCAAUAUUUAACACCAUUUCAAUUUUGUGAAGAUAUUUGGCUUAUUUUUAAUAAUGCAUGGACAUAUAAUAAGAAAUCACAAAAAGUUUAUAAAGCAGGUUUAAAACUUGCCGAUAUCUUCAUGGAAUUAGUUGAUCCUAUUAUGAAAGAUUAUGGUUAUUGUUGUGGACGUCAAUAUGUAUUUUUACCGUCAGCUAUGUUUUGUUACGGUGUGUCGGGCAUGUGUUGUACGAUUGCACGUGAUGGUGAUUAUUUCGUUUACAAUAAUCCGGAUUCAUCAAGAAAUAAUCUAUCCGGUGAUAAAUAUACAUUUUGUAAGAAGUGUUUCGAUUCAGUUAAAUCUGAAUAUAUAUUAGUUGGCGAUGAUCCAGCGCAAACAUUAGUUGAAUUGCCUAAAAUGGAAUUUAGUCAAGCAAAAAAUGAUCAUCAAGAACAAGAACCCAUGGUCGAUUGCAUUGUUUGUGCAAGACGCUUUCAUAACAUAUGUGUUCUUUAUCAUGAACAUAUUUGGCCUGAAGGUUAUGUUUGUAAAACAUGCGUCAAUCAAUAUAAUAUUAAACGAAAGGAGAAUCGCUAUUUGGCACAUAAAUUAACAAUGACUGAUUUAGCCAAUGCUUUAGAAAAACGUGUUAAUGAAUUUUUGAAGAAAGAUUGUGAUCUUGAUACAGGUCGUGUCACAAUUCGAGUUCUAGCUGCAAGUGAUCGAAUAUGCGAAGUUAAACCACGACUAAAGAAACACUUGGGCCCACAAGUACCAGAAGGAUAUCCGUAUAGAACAAAAGCUGUAUUUGCAUUUCAAGAAAUCGAUGGCGUCGAUGUCGUUCUUUUCGGUAUGCAUGUACAAGAAUAUGACAGUCGAUGUCCGGCACCUAAUGCAAGGCGUGUCUACAUUUCCUAUCUUGAUUCGGUACAUUAUUUUCGACCGAAACAAAAACGAACAGCACUUUAUUUUGAAAUACUUAUUGGCUAUCUUGAAUAUGUUAAACAAUUAGGAUUUGCUUAUGCACAUAUUUGGGCGUGUCCACCAAGUGAAGGCGACGAUUAUAUAUUUCAUUGUCAUCCAGUAGAACAACGAGUACCAAAACCGAAACGUCUACAAGAAUGGUACAAGACAAUGUUAGAUAUGGCUGUGAAUCAACGUGUUGUUGUUGACUAUAAAGACGUCAUGAAAGAUUGUAAUGAUAGUGGUGUGAAUAAGCCAGGGGAUAUUCCCUAUUUUGAAGGCGAUUUUUGGUCAAGUACAAUCGAAGAUCUACUUAAGGAACUUGAUAUCGAAGAAGAAGAUCGACGAAAGUUCGAAGAACUUGAAGCUGUUAAAACAACGGAUGAUGGUUGUUUCGAUGACUCAAUUGAACCUGAAGAACCGACAGAAAUUUCUGAUAAACGUAAAUCGGGCAGUGGCACAACCCAUAAGAAGAAAAAUUUCAAAAAAACAACAGGCAAACGACGAAUAGCACGAAAAAAUAUGUCCAAUGGGGCCGAUUUAAUAACGAAAGUUUAUGCUAUGAUGGAAAAACAUAAAGAGUCCUUUUUUGUUGUUCGUCUUCGCAAUCCAAUGUCGAAUCCAGCAACAUUAACCGAUACAGAUCCGUUGAUUCAAUGUGACUUAAUGGAAUCUCGUGAUGCAUUUUUAAGUUUUGCUCGUGAUAAACAUUGUGAAUUUUCUUCGUUGCGCCGCGCAAAAUACUCUACGAUGGCCUCAUUAAUAGAAUUGCAUUCAUCAACAGCCGAUAAAAUCUCCUAUACAUGUAAUGCAUGUCGACAAUUAUGUGAUAUACGAUAUCAUUGUACUGUAUGUGAUGAUUACGAUUUAUGCAGUAAAUGCUAUUCAACAGUUAAACAUGAACAUCGCAUGGAACGUUCCGAUGACGCAAGUGAAACACCAACUAGCUCAGAUACACCAGUGAAUAGUCAACAACAAAGACAAAUAAAUAUACAAAGAAUGUUAGAUACUUUACGCCAUGCUGUCCAGUGUCGUAAUGCAAAUUGUAUAUUUAAAAAUUGUGCACCAUGUCAACGAUUACUUCAACAUGCUAAAGAAUGUACGAAGGCAUCAAGAAAUCAAUGUGUACUUUGCAAUAAAAUUAUAUCGCCAGUAUGGUUCCAUGCGAAAACAUGUUCCGAUCCAAAUUGUCCGCUACCGUAUUGCACAGGUUUUAAGCAUAAACUUCAACGACAACGUGCAGCAACUAUGCAAGCCGAUCGACGACGUAUCACUGCUAUGCACAGAGCGAAAAUGGCGCCUGGUCCAUCACCACUAAGUCAACAAAAUGCAGAAUCUACACCUGCACAAUAUCAUCAACAGAUGGAAUCUGCUUCACCGAGUUCAUCGGGUAAAAUGAUGCCAUCUAGUGGUAAGGGUAAUAAAUCUGCACCCAUGAGUGGGUUAGUACGCGCUAGUUUACCUCCACAACAAUCAUCGUCACAACAUUCAGCAUAUUACAAUGGUGGCAAAGGAAAUCCAGCAGCUGGUGGAUAUCCAAUGAUGAUAACACACCAUCAGCAGCAGCAGCAGCAGCAACAGCAACAACAACAACAACAACAACAACAAACACAGCAAUGGAUGUCAGCACAACAACAACAACAACAACAUCGAUAUGCAACACAUGUUGCCGGCGGAGGAAAACCAAUGGUGUAUGCACAACAAAGAAUGCCAUACGGCGGAGAUCCAUACAUGAUGCGACAACAAACUCCACAGGUGCCAUCAUCAUCGUAUCCAUAUACAUCUAAUAUAGUUCCACCAGGAUAUUCACAUAAUCAAUCAAUGGAUCCUAAUGCGUUGGCAGCAGCACGUUCUGGAAAACCGAUGCUAUCACAACAACAACAACAACAACAACCAUCACAACAACAAGUACCAACUCGAUAUCCGCUCAAUUCAUAUUACAGUCAUCCGUCACCCAUGCCUUAUCAACAGCAAUCCCAACAGAUCGUACAAUCGCCACAUCGAUCGCUAUCACAAGGUCCAACUCCGAAUUAUUCAAUGCCAUCAACACCAGUACCGUCAAACGGAGCCGGUGGUAAAUCAGCUUUAAUCGAUCCAAACGAAUCAAAACCUGAAGAUAUGAUGGAUGAUCCAUCCAAACUGCAACAACAACAACAAAUCUUUCAUCCUCUCCUUCAGAAUCGUUCACGUCCACAAACGCCAAACUUUUAUCCUAAUAUGCCACCAGCGAAUUCUCCUUAUUAUCCUCCACAACGUCCAAUGACGUCAACACCAGAUUAUAAUAUGGCAUCAGCAGCUCGUGGUAUUCGACCAGUCAAUGCCGGUUAUGGAAAUCUACCAGUGCAACGAAUUCGAACUCCACUCGCUUCACAAUUAUCAUCUCCAACCAAUGAUCCUACGACGGGUAUGAAUAAUAAUCCUAUGGGACUUCAAUCUACGCCGCUACCUCCGCCAUCUGUAAAUCCUCGAUGA